AUGUGCGUGCCAAAGUCAGAGAAAGGAAGCUCUCUGGACAAACAUUUGGCACUCGAUUGGCCGAAGUUAUGCCGUGGAGCGCUAAUUGACUUCAUCAUCCCGCUCGAACAAGUACAAUUAUACAUCGGAGCAGCGUCGUCUGGCUGGACCGCUAUGCAGACCGUGUGGUCAAGAGUUGCGCAAGCACAAUGUGUUUGUAAUUGUCCCUCCUGUCUAUUGACCACCAGUGGCAUUGCUCGACGGGCAACAACGGCUACAGCCCGACGAACAAUCCGUGUCGGCGAUGUCUUCACAUUCUCUGUUUCCUCGCUAGCAGCCGGGCUUGCCUUCGCAGAUUCCCGCAAAAAAGAUGACAGGCGAAAGCAAUGGGACAGAGUGAUUGGAGAAGCAAGAGCAACGGUAGAAGCUACGGAGAUCCAGCAACAGAGCCGGCUUGCAGCUUUGUCAGAUGACGCCAGAGUGGAAGCAUUGGACAAAACCGGGGCAGCUGAAUAUCGUUCUACGACAGAAAGAGCACUCAAGGAAGUGGAGGCUUGGGAUGUCCAGGACAGCGAAGAUCGGGAUCGGCGGGUUCCCACACUUGACGAUAGAUUUGAUACUUGGCUUGAUGUCUUCGACUGGGCUCGGGAACAGCAAAAACUACGAGAAGCCUCUGGAUUUCAGGAUUGGAAAGGCCCACCGCUGAGUCUGCUUCAGACUCUGUCUAGGGUUCAGCUCGAUGAGCUCUUGUCAAAUGAGCGGCUUCUUCGACGUUUCUAUGGAGGGCCGGAUUGCAGUAGCUUGGUGGAUGAACAGCCCAGGUAUCCUUUUUCGAUGAAGAAGAUAAGAACGUUGGAAUGGUCAGUUGCCAAGAUGGUCUUAAAGCUGCUCAUGUACUGUUCCAAGAACUCUUUGGAACCUCGGGAAGGUUCAGGUCGUCCUACCAACUCUUUGCUGCGCGAAUUAGCCAAAGACGAAGAGAUCUUACAAAGCAAGCUUGAUCACGCAAGUGAACGUCUACGCACUCUACACGCCGAGCGCAGGAGUCGCCCUUAUUACGAAGAAUUCGAAUCCCCACAACUUCCCAACUACGAUGACACAACAAUCGAAGAAUAUGAACAAACAACGGACAUGAACACAUCUUUGCAAAAUUUACUGGAGCUCAUGAAGCAGGAAACAGAUUUGGGUAGUCUAAUGUCUAAAAUAUGCUACAAUCUAUUAACAGCUCGGACACCACCAAAUACCCAAACCUACAACAUGCUCCUCGUUCGCUUCUGUGUACUUGAAAGGGAAGACCUAGUCCAGGCGGUACUGGCCUCCAUGCGCGCAUCUCAUAUACGGCCAAAUGAAAUCACCCAUGCUACUCUUCUGCGACACUUCACCGCAACAGGGAAUCGGGUUGGGUUUUUCGAGUACUGGAGGCGUAUGGAAGGACACCGUGGGGGACUAGCUUUGGCAAAUCCCGAGCUGAACAUUCAUCCGGGUGUGAAGGAACGAUACCUGGUUUUUGGACGACAACACCACAAAGCUGCUGAAAAGGGACGCAUGAACGGUCAAGUAUACGAGUCGCUGAUCGUAGGCGCACUACAAUUUCUUGGUCGCCAGACCGCAAUGCACUACUACCGCAACAUGAUCAGCGAAGGCUGGAGCCCCGGUCUCGCGAUCUCGCUGGCUAUUCUUCAGGAUUGCUGCCAUAGGUCGGACUGGACAGUGGGGACAGUGGUUUUGGAACAACUGGAAGAGACCGCGGAGAUGAUCAGUACUGUCACAUACGAGUGGAUGCUGCGUCUUUGCCAGUGCUGUGGACAGCAGCAGUAUUUCGACCAGAUACUGCGCAAUGGAGUACAUUGCGGCGCUUUACCGGCAUCCAUGUUGGACCUUCCUGAUCAUGCCAAAGCUGAAGAUGUUGCCUUCCUCAUCGAGCGUGCUAAAGAUAUUCAACCACGCAAAGCGAUCGGUACGUUGGAGAAGGCAAGAAUAAGCCACCAUCUAGGCGACAAGAGUCCUUUCCUUUUAGAGAACGUCCUCCAUGCUUGCGAGGACGAAGAUACGCUGCGUCGCACGAUCAACCGAACACAUAACAGGUGGGAGGCGAGGCUUGCCCUUCAAAAGAGGCUGGAUGUUAUUUCCUCAGAAGUUGACCACACCGUCCUCCAAGCCAACCACGUGCUGUAUGCUUUGAAGCACUUAUCUUCUGUAAAGUUCUGGCUAUCCGAGGGAGUCAAGCGUUUGGAAAAGGAAUUCGAGCAGAAUGCCAGUAGUGUUGUGUAUGCCUCCUGUAGUGACGUGGUGAGGGAUACGAAGAUUCAGAGAACCCAGGCAAGAAGAGCUAAAGGCGGAGAUGCCGAGAGUGGCAACUUGGUGGACUUGGGGAUCACAGCUGGCUUUCCUCAAAAUGAAGCUGAGUGUGUGUCUCAUCUACCGCCAGGAGAUCAACGACGCGACCUGGCCCAAUGGAGUCAGCCUAGCUCACCGCAAAUGACGAAUCCACCAAAUGGUUCAUUCUGGAAAGAGCCUGAGGAGAAAAUGGCUGCUACGGCAUAG
Molecule: messenger RNA, 2523 nt
Organism: Letharia columbiana
Lineage: Eukaryota; Fungi; Ascomycota; Lecanoromycetes; Lecanorales; Parmeliaceae
Exons: 1
Coding region: 1-2523 (840 amino acids)
Molecular function (GO): protein binding
Source: RefSeq, a predicted model, not a curated record